GAAGGGUGGGAUUUAUUUCACGUAACCACCAUUUACUUUUCACCGUUCGCACCAAACGGAGCAACAUCAUCUUCUCGUUUACAUCAAAUUUCGUAUAUGUACAAUCGCGUGUUUAUUUUUUAUUUAAUUAAUUUGCGCGUGGUUCUUUAGCGCGCUUUUGUACGGAUAGACUUUUUUGAAUCAUUUUGUCAAAGUGAUGGAUAAAAGUGAAAAUUUAACUUCGCCUUUCAAAAGUGUUUACAGUAUUGACCAGAUACUUGGAACCGGGACGAAUAAAUCUCAUAGAGACGACGGGGAAGGUUCGGAAGAUGGCGAUAAUAAAAUAUCGGAGAACAUGGAGAAAAAAUGUGCAUCCGAACAAGACCAAGAUGAAAGCACAGUUCCGCGAAAAAUACGUCGAAGCAGGACGACCUUCACCACCUACCAAUUACAUCAGUUAGAAAGAGCUUUUGAAAAAACUCAGUAUCCAGAUGUAUUUACUCGAGAAGAAUUAGCAUUAAGAUUAGACUUGAGUGAAGCACGAGUACAGGUUUGGUUUCAAAAUCGACGAGCUAAAUGGAGAAAGCGAGAAAAAACAUUCGGCAAAGACUGUUCCCCUUACGUUACAGAUCCAAUAUCAAGGUGUCCUACAGACGUACUACAUUCACGUUUGGGUCUUCCACUUCUACACGCCGAUCCUUUUUGGUCACCUCGUAAUGUACAUCCUGCUAUGCUAUUUGGUUUAAAUUACCCAUGGCAAAAUAACAUCUCAACCAAUGCUUCAGCGAAAACAGCUUCAUUUUUAUCGCAAUAUUUAAUUAAUAGUAAUGCUGUUCGAUGGGAGCCAUUGCCUUUAGUAAGUUCAUCGUCACCAAAUUCAUCACCGUCGUCGACACCAGAAUCGACGAUUAUUGAAUAAGAUGUCUGUAAACAAUCAACUCCAUACACCAUGAUUUUUCGUUAUUAAAUUAGAGACUAUACGAAUCUAUAGGAUAGCAGCUGUACCUUCAAUGUAUCUAGUCCGGUUAAGGCUUUGUUAAUAAUUUUACGUUUAAUGUUUAUAAAUAAAAGGAUUUAUUUUGCAAAAUACAUCGAGGAGUAUU
Messenger RNA from Planococcus citri (citrus mealybug), 1082 nucleotides. RefSeq names its product homeobox protein ARX-like. Gene Ontology annotation, molecular function: DNA-binding transcription factor activity, RNA polymerase II-specific; RNA polymerase II transcription regulatory region sequence-specific DNA binding. The transcript is spliced from 4 exons. NCBI's taxonomy places the organism in Eukaryota, Metazoa, Arthropoda, Insecta, Hemiptera, Pseudococcidae. Gene Ontology annotation, biological process: regulation of transcription by RNA polymerase II. The record is from RefSeq and is a predicted model, not a curated record. The coding region runs from base 197 to 898 and encodes 233 amino acids.